Messenger RNA from Phaedon cochleariae (mustard beetle), 357 nucleotides. The record is from the annotation of a GenBank genome assembly. Lineage: Eukaryota; Metazoa; Arthropoda; Insecta; Coleoptera; Chrysomelidae.
AUGAAACCUCAAGACUCUCCAGCGAGCCAGCUCAUGGCUUUCAUUCUAGCUGAGAACGAUGCUGAGAAAAAAGCAAACACACAAAGCUCAAAAAUCGACAAACAAGAUCCAGUUGAUGCUUUUUUGUGUGGAAUAGAGGUUACACUCAAAUCAUUCGACCCCGUUCUUCUGAAUGAAGCCAAAGGGAAAAUCUUUGGCAUUGUGCAAGAGCUAGGACUGAAACAGUUGAAUAUAAACGCGAGGAACAAAAGAACAUUCUUCACGCCGAUACCUGCUUACAAGCCAUCAUCAGAAAAUUCAACGACCUCAACCAUAACAACAGCACGAGAUUAUGUCACACAUUUUGAUGGAUACUAA